Phlebotomus argentipes is the source of this 2795-nucleotide messenger RNA. RefSeq names its product serrate RNA effector molecule homolog (gene Ars2). Gene Ontology annotation, cellular component: nuclear body. Lineage: Eukaryota; Metazoa; Arthropoda; Insecta; Diptera; Psychodidae. The transcript is spliced from 6 exons. The coding region runs from base 106 to 2694 and encodes 862 amino acids. Gene Ontology annotation, biological process: primary miRNA processing; mRNA processing. The record is from RefSeq and is a predicted model, not a curated record.
GGCCAGUGUUGUCAGAUUGCAGAGUGAGGUGGUCUGUCUGCCGCAGGGAAAACGUCCUAAAACACUGUUUGUAGCUGAUUUUACGAGCUUCCCGGAACGCUUCAAAUGGCUGACUCGGACGAUGAGUACGAUCGCAAGAGGCGCGACAAGUUCCGCGGUGAGCGCAGCUCCGGCGAUAACUAUCGCGAGCGAGACCGUCGAGAUGACCACAGAGGUCGCGACGAGUGGAUGGAUCGCGUGAGGUCGAAGCCCGACUACAGGGAGUUCCGGAAUGGACGCGACAGGAUGUACUCGCCGCCCAGGGACAUGCCGCCGAUGAAGAGGAUGCGCAUGGGGCCACACGAUGGCUACGGGCCGUAUGGCGGCGGCGGUUGGCAUCACGAGUCCGGCAUGGGAUGGUUGCCACACGGCGGUGGUCAUCCGUACGGCUCCGGUGGUCCCAUGCCAAUGCACUCCAGGGAUUCCGUCCCGAAUCCAGACAUGCAAACGCAGCCUUGCAUAAUGACGCUGAAGCAGUUCCUUGCGACGCAGGAUGACUCGAUAUCUGAUUCCGAUGCCAUCACCAAGUACAAUGAGUACAAGCUGGACUUCAAGAGGCAGCAGCUGAAUGAGUUCUUCGUGGCGCACAAGGAUGAGGAAUGGUUCAAGGUUAAAUACCAUCCGGAGGAUUUGCUGAAGAGACAAGAGGAGCACGUUGCAUUUCUCAGGAAACGCAUUGAUGUGUUCAUGGAGCUGAUGGAGAAAGAGAUGAUCUCUGAUGUUUCGCUGGAUCUCACUUGCACGGACAAGCUUCUCAAGCUGCUGGAUACGGUGGUGAUCAAGCUGGAGGGCGGCAGUGAGGAGGAUUUGAAGGUACUGGAAGUGCAGACGAUGCCAGCACCUGUGAAGCUCGUGGAGGAGCCACCAAAGCUGCCCAAGAUCGCCAAGGACGGCGUGGAGACGGAGAAGAGUGUAGCUGAGGAGGAAGGGGAGGUUGAGGAGCCGAAGGUGGCGCCGGAGGUGGAGAAGAAGGCCAAUGAGGAUGGCGAGAAGGCGGCCGAAGAGCCAGAGGAGAAGGAGAAGGUGGAGAAGAUGGACGAGAGUGAGCAGAAGCCGAAGGAUGGGGAAAAGAAAGAGGAUUCGGCAUCCUCGGAGGACUCUUCUGAGAGCUCCAGUGACUCGGACGAUGACGAGCCGGCGCCGCCAGUUGUGCCCAACGUCGAGGAGAAGGCGAAGGAGGUGGAGAUUGUGUUCCUGGAGGAGGAGAAGAAGGAGCAGGAGCUGCUGGGCGAGCAGAAGCAGCCUGACGUUGAGGAGGUGCCGGAGAAGGUGGUGGAGGAGCAGCAGAAGGACCUGGUGACCAUUGAUUUGGUGCGAGAGAAGAGUGCAGUGCGAGAGUUGCACAAGACGAGCUCCAUCUUCCUACGUAAUCUCACGCCGACCAUCACGAAGGCGGAGGUUGAUGCGAUGUGCCGGAAGUACGAUGGCUUCCUGCGCGUGGCCAUUGCGGAUCCGCUGCCGGAGCGCCGCUGGUUCCGCCGCGGCUGGGUGACAUUCAAGAGGGAUGUGAACAUCAAGGAGAUCUGCUGGAAUUUGAACAACAUCCGCCUGAGGGAUUGUGAGCUGGGGGCAAUUGUCAAUCGGGAUCUCAGCAGGAGGGUGCGUCCGGUGAACGGUGUGGCGCUACACAGGAGUGUGGUGCGCAAUGACAUCAAGCUGUGCGCCAGGAUCAUUCACAAUCUGGACGAGAAGCACGGAUUGUGGCGCGAUGAGGCGGGCGCCGUGCAGGAGGAGUCGCAAGGAGAGUCCUUUGGAUUGCUGUCGCGCAAUCCUGUGCUGCAGAACAUCACAGAUUACCUAAUUGACGAGGCGUCCGCUGAAGAGGACGAACUGCUGGGGCUGACGGAAGAGAAGAAAGAUGUGCUGGAGAGUGAGAUGUUCGACAGUGAUGCGAGUCUUCUGCCUGUGCUGGACAAGUUGAUUCUCUACUUGAGAAUCAUACACUCGGUGGACUUCUACAAUCACUGCGAGUAUCCGUAUGAGGAUGAGAUGCCGAAUCGCUGUGGCAUCAUCCAUGCCAGGAGUCCGGCGCCCACGAGUCGCGUUUCAAGUAACGAUAUUCAGGACUACACGAAGAACUUUGAGUCAAAAUUGCAAGCAUUCCUCACGCCCAGCGGCACCGUGGAGAGUGAUGAGCUGGGGAAGCUGGGCGCGAAGCAGGCGGACGCCGAGGUGGAGAAGUUCAUACUGGCCAACACGCAGGAAUUGGCCAAGGAUAAGUGGUUGUGUCCGCUGUCGGGGAAGAAGUUCAAGGGACCGGAGUUCAUUCGGAAGCACAUUCUCAACAAGCACUCGGAGAAGAUUGAAGAAGUGAAGAAGGAGGUGGAAUACUUCAACAACUACCUCAAGGAUCCCAAGCGUCCGCAGCUGCCAGAGCAUCCUGGCAGUGCGGCCAAGAAGAGUCUCGGCGGCGAUCCUACACCGCCAGGAGCGCAUCCGGCCAUGGGAUAUCGCGGAGCGCCAUUCGGGGGCUCACCGUACGGCUCGCCGUACAAUCCUUAUCCCAUGAUGCCGCCGCAGAGACACCGUGGCGGCGGAUCCGGCUAUCCGAGGAGGAGAAACAUGUCUAAUUUCAGGGGAGGCGGCCCCGAUUAUCGUCCUAUUAUCCACUACCGAGACCUCGACGCUCCGAGGGAGCCAGAUGAAUUCCUGUAAGCGACUCCGCGAGCUCCACAAUUUUCUCAUUUGAUUCCCCACACAUGAAAGGAGAGAAAGAGAGAGUGGUUAAUAAAUUUCUUUCUAUAAUACCCUUAGAU